Messenger RNA from Bradysia coprophila, 1991 nucleotides. RefSeq names its product L-type amino acid transporter minidiscs (gene mnd). The record is from RefSeq and is a predicted model, not a curated record. Gene Ontology annotation, biological process: amino acid transmembrane transport. Gene Ontology annotation, cellular component: membrane. Gene Ontology annotation, molecular function: L-amino acid transmembrane transporter activity. NCBI's taxonomy places the organism in Eukaryota, Metazoa, Arthropoda, Insecta, Diptera, Sciaridae.
UUUCAUUGAGUUAGUCAGUCGCUCGUGUACGGUCAUGGUGUACAGUUGAUAAAGUCAGUUUAUAAAUGUGAUUUCGUUUCGCAAUUUUACUUUUAUUUUGUGGUUCGUGGAGAUGAUUUGAUAGGAAGUUUAAUUAAAUAAAUAUGUUGUAACAGUCGAGCAUAUAUUCUCUGAAGAAGGUAGUUUAGGUGUGCACUGUUAACUGGACUCUCAAUCAGCAAAAAGUACGCUUAACACACAGAAAUGGCGCGUGUUACGGCUGGUGAUAAUUUGAUGCCGAAAAAUGUUUUCGAAGAGAAGGGCGAAUCAUCUAAAGAUGACUCUUCCAGCGGCGAAGUGAAAUUGAAAAAAGAACUGGGAUUGCUUGAUGGCGUGGCGAUUAUUGUUGGUGUUAUCAUUGGUGCGGGAAUUUUUGUGUCGCCAAAAGGUGUAAUCAAUUAUUCCGGUUCAAUCGGUCAAGCGCUGAUCGUUUGGGUUUGCUCGGGAAUAUUGAGUAUGGUUGGCGCUUUAUGCUAUGCUGAAUUAGGAACGAUGAUACCAAAGUCCGGUGGGGAUUACGCGUAUAUAGGUGUGGCGUUCGGUCCAUUGCCUGCAUUUUUAUACUUAUGGGUAGCGUUACUAAUUCUGGUACCAACUGGGAAUGCAAUUACUGCUUUAACAUUUGCUCAAUAUUUACUUCAACCUUUCUGGCCAACCUGCGAUGCACCAAUUGAAGCUGUACGCUUGUUAGCAGCUGUAAUUACGUGCCUUCUGACCGUUAUCAACUGUUACAAUGUAAAAUGGGUGACCCGUGUGACUGACAUAUUUACAGGAACAAAAAUCUUAGCAUUAUUGGUAAUUGUCGCAGCUGGUGUGUGGUGGUUGUGUAGUGGAAAUACACAGAAUUUCGAAGAUCCCUUUAUGGGUUCCAAAACAACGCCUGGAUACAUAGCAUUGGCCUUUUACAGUGGCUUAUUUUCGUAUUCCGGUUGGAAUUAUUUGAAUUUCGUAACUGAAGAGCUCAAAGAUCCGUACAAAAAUCUUCCAAGAGCUAUCUGCAUUAGCAUGCCCUUAGUAACUAUCAUUUAUGUGAUCACAAAUGUUGCGUACUUUGCAGUACUCAGUACGGAUUCCAUUUUAUCUUCAGAUGCUGUGGCUGUCACGUUCGCAAACAAAAUGCUGGGCUGGUUCGCCUGGAUUAUGCCUCUAUUCGUGGCAUGCUCAACAUUCGGAUCGCUGAACGGCGCUAUAUUCGCUUCAUCUCGUCUAUUUUUCGUCGGUGCCCGAAAUGGUCAUUUGCCGGCAGCUAUAUCACUGAUCAACAUAAAUUGCCUAACGCCGAUUCCAUCGCUAAUAUUCAUGUGCAUUCUAACGAUAAUACUGUUGUUCAUCCGAGACGUUUAUGUGCUAAUUAACUAUGUAAGCUUUGUCGAGGCUCUGUUCACAUUGAUAUCAGUGUCCGGUCUGUUAUGGCUGCGGAAAAAGCAACCGGAUACGACUCGGCCGAUUAAAGUGAAUUUGCUCAUUCCAUGCAUUUAUUUACUGACGUGCGGCUUUCUUGUGAUAUCGUCGAUUUAUAAGUCGGCCCUUGAAGUUGGUAUCGGCACAGCCAUUAUCUUAUCGGGAAUUCCAGUUUAUUAUGCCACCAUUCAUCGACCGAUUGAUUUUCUGACGAACAUGUCACAGAGUAUAAAUACAUUUUGUGCGAAAUUCUUUGUAUGUGUUCCAAAUCAAGAGAAAUUUGAUUGAUAUUUACUUAGUGUUCCAACGUAAUAUAUACAAUAAAAAAAAGAAAAGAAAAACGUAAAAAAAACCAAACGUAAGACGAUAAGUUUCCAAUUAUUAAAUUUUUUUUUUAAAUGAAAUUAUUGUGUCAAUUCUAUUGGCUCUGAGAGCUGCGUAUGAAUUUGAAAAUUUUGUAUUGCAAUUUUUAUAUUUAAUAUGCAAUUUAGUGCGUAAGAAUGAUGUAAAUAUAAGCAAACUGCGUCAAUUUCAGAUUUUACAAUAAAUAA